AUGGAUCGCUCUCGACACCGUGCAGGUAACGGCAAUGAGCAGGAGCCUUCCCGGGAGCACAGCCGAGGUGAGGAUGAGAGGCAGCGGCAGCUGGAGCGCCUCGACAGAGAGGAGGCCUAUUACCAGUUCAUUAACGAACUCAAUGAAGAGGACUACAGGUUAAUGAGAGACCGAAACCUGCUGGGCACUCCUGGUGAAAUAACAGCAGAAGAGUUGCAGCAACGCUUGGAGGGGGCUAAGGAGUGUUUGGCAUCACAGUCUGAUCUGGACAGCAGAGAACGUGAAAGUAGAACUGUGGGAGAUUCUGAUGUUCUUGGAGAAAACUCGAAUGGCGACUCCUUGCUUGAAUGGCUUAACACGUUUCGGCGCACAGGAAACGCCACUCGCAGUGGGCAGAGUGGGAACCAAACCUGGAGAGCUGUGAGUCGAACAAAUCCCAGCAGUGGGGAGUUCCGAUUUAGCCUUGAAAUCAAUAUAAAUCAUGAUCAUAACAGUUUUGAGACUGCUGGCGAGGAGUAUGUUGAUAUAGAUCCUACCACGCUGUAUUUAGAGAGAAGACGUCAACUAGCUGCCAGUUUAGUAACCCCACGGACAAGGAGCAUGGCUGCGAGAGAGGCGAGCAACGAGGCCGCAAGGACCAGGUUUUUAAGACAUGCUAUGGCAGUAAGGUCUGAAAUACUCUCCCGUGCAGUCUCGGGGAGGCUCCGGAGUAGAACGAGGGAGUUGACAAGGCUUUCCCAAAGAAAUAAUACUACACAGAAUAAUUCUGCAGCUGUUGAUGAACGAAGAGAAGUGCCAGAAAGAGGAGUCAGGAGAGGCAGAUCUAGAACUAAUGUUCGGAUGAAUGCAAACCAAAGACUAGAAAUUCUGCGGCUGAGGUCUACGCUAAGCAGUCGAAGCCGCUCUCCGCUGCAAAGGCAAGGUGAUACUGUGCGGUCAGAGGAGCGUGGUCAGAGACAGGAUAGAAAUGCACACCAGGUCAACAGAAGUAGGAGACAAACAGCUCAGGCUUCUCCACAGCCUGCUGAAGAACAAGCAAGAGGUAACACUCAGGCUCCUCAACAUUCUAGUGUAGACCCAUCCUUGGGAAUAACUUUGGAAGAGGAGGAAUCCAGUAGGCCAGUAGCUGCUGUCAGAAGGCAUCCAACAAUUACACUAGAUCUUCAGGUGAGAAGAAUUCGUCCUGGAGAAAACAGAGACCAGGACAGUAUUGCCAGUAGAACUCGUUCUAGAGUAGGAAUGUCAGAAAACACUGUUACCUUUGAAAGCGACAGUGGGGGAUUUCGGCGUACGAUAUCGCGAUCGGAACGCGCAGGUAUUCGCACCUACGUUAGCACUAUACGGAUACCUCUCCGUCGGAUUUCAGAAACUGGGCUUGGUGAACCUUCAUCAGUGGCUCUUCGGUCAAUCCUCAGACAGAUCAUGACAGGCUUUGGAGAACUGAGUUCUUUAAUGGAAACUGAAUCUAACUCAGAAGUGCAAAGAGGUGAUAAUAACUCAAGCUCAGCAAACAGCAGAGAUCCAAGCGAGGUUUCAUCCAGAAAUGCAGUAGAAGGCAGCAGGGGUAGAAGUAGACAGAGGGAUGAUACUCAACACUAUGGGCGCAGUCAUGAGAACCAGGAUGCCAACAACCUAGUGGAAAGUGGAACUCUGCCCAUACUUCGACUUGCACACUUCUUCCUACUGAAUGAAGAUGAUGACGACGAUCAUUUAAGAGGUUUAACCAAAGAGCAGAUUGACAAUCUUUCUACACGGAGCUAUGGGGAUCUUCACAGCGAAAAUGAAAGAAGCAGAACGUGUAGUGUUUGCAUUAAUGAAUAUGCAACAGGGAAUAAGCUAAGGCAGUUACCUUGUAUGCAUGAGUUUCAUAUUCAUUGUAUUGAUCGCUGGCUUUCUGAAAAUUCCACUUGCCCAAUUUGUCGGCAGCCUGUUCUGGGGUCUAAUGCCACAGACAAUGGCUAG
Molecule: messenger RNA, 1962 nt
Organism: Acanthisitta chloris (rifleman)
Lineage: Eukaryota; Metazoa; Chordata; Aves; Passeriformes; Acanthisittidae
Gene: RNF6
Product: ring finger protein (C3H2C3 type) 6
Exons: 3
Coding region: 1-1962 (653 amino acids)
Biological process (GO): protein ubiquitination; ubiquitin-dependent protein catabolic process; positive regulation of DNA-templated transcription
Cellular component (GO): cytoplasm; nucleoplasm
Molecular function (GO): ubiquitin protein ligase activity
Source: RefSeq, a predicted model, not a curated record